This is a messenger RNA of Procambarus clarkii (red swamp crayfish), 3507 nucleotides long. The record is from RefSeq and is a predicted model, not a curated record. Lineage: Eukaryota; Metazoa; Arthropoda; Malacostraca; Decapoda; Cambaridae.
AUGGCCAGGGCCACUAACCACACCGUCAGCAAGGCCAGGGCCACUAACCACACCGUCAGCAAGGAGAGGGCCACUAACCACACCGUCAGCAAGAAGAGGGCCACUAACCACACCGUCAGCAUGGCCAGGGCCACUAACCACACCGUCAGCAAGGAGAGGGCCACUAACCACACCGUCAGCAAGGAGAGGGCCACUAACCACACCGUCAGCAAGGCCACGGCCACUAACCACACCGUCAGCAAGGAGAGGGCCACUAACCACACCGUCAGCAAGAAGAGGGCCACUAACCACACCGUCAGCAUGGCCAGGGCCACUAACUACACCGUCAGCAUGGCCAGGGCCACUAACCACACUGUUAGCAAGGAAAGGGCCACUAACCACACUGUCAGCAAGGAAAGGGCCACUAACCACACUGUCAGCAAGAAGAGGGCCACUAACCACACUGUCAGCAUGGCCAGGGCCACUAACCACACUGUUAGCAAGGAAAGGGCCACUAACCACACUGUCAGCAAGGAAAGGGCCACUAACCACACCGUCAGCAAGAAGAGGGCCACUAACCACACCGUCAGCAUGGCCAGGGCCACUAACUACACCGUCAGCAUGGCCAGGGCCACUAACCACACUGUUAGCAAGGAAAGGGCCACUAACCACACUGUCAGCAAGAAGAGGGCCACUAACCACACCGUCAGCAUGGAGAGGGCCACUAACCACACCGUCAGCAAGAAGAGGGCCACUAACCACACUGUCAGCAUGGCCAGGGCCACUAACCACACCGUCAGCAAGAAGAGGGCCACUAACCACACUGUCAGCAAGAAGAGGGCCACUAACCACACUGUCAGCAUGGAGAGGGCCACUAAUCACACCGUCAGCAAGGAGAGGGCCACUAACCACACCGUCAGCAAGGAGAGGGCCACUAACCACACCGUCAGCAAGGAGAGGGCCACUAACCACACCGUCAGCAAGGAGAGGGCCACUAACCACACCGUCAGCAAGGAGAGGGCCACUAACCACACCGUCAGCAAGAAGAGGGCCACUAACCACACUGUCAGCAUGGAGAGGGCCACUAACCACACCGUCAGCAAGGAGAGGGCCACUAACCACACCGUCAGCAAGAAGAGGGCCACUAACCACACCGUCAGCAAGGAGAGGGCCACUAACCACACCGUCAGCAGCAAGGAGAGGGCCACUAACCACACCGUCAGCAAGGAGAGGGCCACUAACCACACCGUCAGCAAGGAGAGGGCCACUAACCACACCGUCAGCAAGGAGAGGGCCACUAACCACACCGUCAGCAAGGAGAGGGCCACUAACCACACCGUCAGCAAGGAGAGGGCCACUAACCACACCGUCAGCAAGGAGAGGGCCACUAACCACACCGUCAGCAAGGAGAGGGCCACUAACCACACCGUCAGCAAGGAGAGGGCCACUAACCACACCGUCAGCAAGGAGAGGGCCACUAACCACACCGUCAGCAAGGAGAGGGCCACUAACCACACCGUCAGCAAGGAGAGGGCCACUAACCACACCGAGAGGGCCACUAACCACACCGUCAGCAAGGAGAGGGCCACUAACCACACCGUCAGCAAGGAGAGGGCCACUAACCACACCGUCAGCAAGGAGAGGGCCACUAACCACACCGUCAGGGCCACUAACCACACCGUCAGCAAGGAGAGGGCCACUAACCACACCGUCAGCAAGGAGAGGGCCACUAACCACACCGUCAGCAUGGAGAGGGCCACUAACCACACCGUCAGCAAGAAGAGGGCCACUAACCACACUGUCAGCAUGGAGAGGGCCACUAACCACACCGUCAGCAUGGCCAGGGCCACUAACCACACCGUCAGCAAGGAGAGGGCCACUAACCACACCGUCAGCAAGGAGAGGGCCACUAACCACACCGUCAGCAUGGCCAGGGCCACUAACCACACCGUCAGCAAGGAGAGGGUCACUAACCACACCGUCAGCAAGGAGAGGGCCACUAACCACACCGUCAGCAAGGAGAGGGCCACUAACCACACCGUCAGCAAGGAGAGGGCCACUAACCACACCGUCAGCAAGGAGAGGGCCACUAACCACACUGUCAGCAAGAAGAGGGCCACUAACCACACUGUCAGCAAGGAGAGGGCCACUAACCACACUGUCAGCAAGGAGAGGGCCACUAACCACACUAUCAGCAAGGAGAGGGCCACUAACCACACCGUCAGCAAGGAGAGGGCCACUAACCACACCGUCAGCAAGGAGAGGGCCACUAACCACACCGUCAGCAAGGAGAGGGCCACUAACCACACCGUCAGCAAGGAGAGGGCCACUAACCACACCGUCAGCAAGGAGAGGGCCACUAACCACACCGUCAGCAAGGAGAGGGCCACUAACCACACCGUCAGCAAGGAGAGGGCCACUAACCACACCGUCAGCAAGAAGAGGGCCACUAACCACACCGUCAGCAAGAAGAGGGCCACUAACCACACUGUCAGCAAGGAGAGGGCCACUAACCACACCGUCAGCAAGGAGAGGGCCACUAACCACACCGUCAGCAAGGAGAGGGCCACUAACCACACCGUCAGCAAGAAGAGGGCCACUAACCACACUGUCAGCAAGGAGAGGGCCACUAACCACACCGUCAGCAAGGAGAGGGCCACUAACCACACCGUCAGCAAGAAGAGGGCCACUAACCACACCGUCAGCAAGAAGAGGGCCACUAACCACACUGUCAGCAAGGAGAGGGCCACUAACCACACCGUCAGCAAGAAGAGGGCCACUAACCACACCGUCAGCAAGAAGAGGGCCACUAACCACACUGUCAGCAAGGAGAGGGCCACUAACCACACCGUCAGCAUGGAGAGGGCCACUAACCACACUAUCAGCAAGGAGAGGGCCACUAACCACACCGUCAGCAUGGCCAGGGCCACUAACCACACCGUCAGCAAGGAGAGGGCCACUAACCACACCGUCAGCAAGGAGAGGGCCACUAACCACACCGUCAGCAUGGAGAGGGCCACUAACCACACCGUCAGCAUGGAGAGGGCCACUAACCACACUAUCAGCAAGAAGAGGGCCACUAACCACACCGUCAGCAUGGAGAGGGCCACUAACCACACCGUCAGCAAGAAGAGGGCCACUAACCACACCGUCAGCAUGGAGAGGGCCACUAACCACACCGUCAGCAAGAAGAGGGCCACUAACCACACUAUCAGCAAGGAGAGGGCCACUAACCACACUAUCAACCUCAGUCCAGGCUCCCAGUACCUGCCUGGAGACCUCAGCCCAGGCUCUCAGUACCCGCCUGGAGACCUCAGCCCGGGCUCCCAGUACCCGCCUGGAGACCUCAGCCCAGGCUCCCAGUACCCGCCUGGAGACAUCAGCCCAGGCUCUCAGUACCCGUCUGGAGACCUCAGCCUUGGUCGUCUCCAACUCCAGCAAUUGUUUCGUUACUUCAGCUCUGGUAAACUCAAUGUCUUCCUCUGUCACACACCUUCAUACAGGCAUGAAUAUAGCCGGAAGUGUUAG